Macadamia integrifolia is the source of this 1570-nucleotide messenger RNA. RefSeq names its product zinc finger protein ZAT5-like. The transcript has a single exon. The record is from RefSeq and is a predicted model, not a curated record. The coding region runs from base 334 to 1365 and encodes 343 amino acids. Lineage: Eukaryota; Viridiplantae; Streptophyta; Magnoliopsida; Proteales; Proteaceae.
AUUGUUUCUGUCUCUCUCUACCCUUUUUAAAUAACUUACUUCCAAGGUUAGAAACGCUAGGGAAUUUGUAGGACUAAUUCACGGUUACUGUUCACGGGGGACGGCUUUUCUUUGACUAAUAAAAACUCUAAACAUUCACUAUAUAUAAUAACCCACUCUCCCACCUUUGCUUCCUCCAUCAGCCUCUCACUCUCCUCCUCUCUUUCUCCCUCUUCUUCUCCUUUAGUAGUUUACUUGCUUCUUUUCUUUUCUCUCACCUCUGCUUCUUUCUAGAACUACACAUCAAGCUCCAUUCACCUUCUUCAAGGUGGGUGGUAGUUGGAAGGACAGAACAUGGAAGCACCUCCAGAGGAAGUCUUGGGGUCCAACGACCUGACGCAUAUCGUCAAGGGCAAGCGCACCAAGCGUCAAAGGCCACCAUCCCCUCUUGCCUUCACCAUGAACAACACUACAAGCUCAUCAAGUGCAGGAGGAGGAUCAGGUAUUGGAGGUGGAGGAAUAGGGGAAGAUGACUAUAAUUACAUCCCUUCCCCAACCACGAGCUCAACGGAAUUAUUCGCUGGUGAGGAGAGUACAGAGCAAGAAGAGGACAUGGCGAAUUGCCUAAUUCUGCUGGCCCAGGGUCAUGGCCGUGAAAAUCUGAAAAGAAUUGAAGAGAGGGGUAGCGGCGCCGGCGGUGGUGGUGCCAUGGAGAGAUCCAGUAGCCGAAGAUUUACCGAGGCGGCUACAACCACAACUGGUAAGGCAGGAUUCUAUGUAUACGAAUGCAAGACUUGCAACCGUUGCUUCCCUUCGUUCCAGGCUCUUGGAGGACAUAGAGCGAGUCACAAGAAGCCCAAGGCCAUGGUUGGGGUUGGUGAGAAAGAAAAUAAUAAGAAAGCUUCGGCAUCAGUACUAAUGGCCUUGUCUCCUGAUGAAGAUGAAGCCCAAUUCAGUAUCAAUAGCCCUCGUCCCUUCCCUCUUCAGCAAAUGACCAGCAGAGCUAUGUACAGUAACAAUACUAAUAACAAAUCAAAGGUCCAUGAGUGUUCAAUAUGCGGCUCUGAAUUUUCAUCCGGACAAGCAUUGGGAGGUCACAUGAGACGGCAUAGAAGCGCUGCUGCAACAACCACAACUAAUAAUUCAGGUACCACGAUGAUGACAACGGUGACGCGAGCUUCCUUUGAGUUACCGGAAGAAGAAGAAACCCAUAAGCCAAGAAACGUGUUGCAGUUGGAUCUCAACCUUCCGGCACCAUCUGAUGAGGACCUCCACCACCACCACCACCGUGAAUCCAAGUUCUCCUUUGCUUCCAAACAACAACAACCACCAGCUCCUCCUCCUCUUGUGUUCUCCGCCUCUCCUUUAGUAGAUUGCCAUUACUAGACGGUCCCAAGGAGAGGUGGAACUGAAAAUUGAGGGACCUCUCUCCUCACAUUGAUCCGGGAACCGGAUUAUCACUGUGAAUUACAAUUACCAAGAUCUUUUUUCACAUUUUUUUUCAAUUAAUUUAUUUUAUGAUUCCAGAUAUUCAUCAUUUGGUUCUUUUAUUAUAAUUCAUAUUACUUAUGAUAUCGAUUCUUUGAAUUAA